CAUUGUGAGGCCGUGGAGCCGCUGUCUCUUUAAGAGGCUGGUGAGGGGGGAGGGGAGAGUGUCUGAGAGCUGAGCCCAGCCCAGAGAGACAGCUGGGGGCAGAGAGACAGCCGGGGACACGGAGAGACAGACAUGAGACAUCUGCACUGACCGCAGAGAGGGGCCCCUGUACCCCUGACCUCCCCGGCCUAUCCGGGAGGGGGCAUCCGAGCGCUGCGGCCUGAACAUGUCUCGUACUUCCUCUGGCAACGAGCGCAUCAAUGACACGCCUGGCUCAACGCGCUCUGAGAAAGGGUCCACCUCCUGGCCACCACGUCCACCUGGAGCGCGUGCCAGAAGCUCAGCCCCUGAGGAGCCUCAUGUUGGAAAUUACAGACUCCUAAGAACCAUUGGGAAGGGAAACUUUGCAAAAGUGAAGCUGGGGAGACACGUCCUAACUGGAAGGGAGGUUGCUAUAAAGAUUAUUGACAAGACACAGCUGAACCCCAGCAGUCUCCAGAAGCUUUUCCGUGAGGUUCGAAUCAUGAAAGGACUCAACCAUCCAAAUAUAGUGAAGCUGUUUGAAGUGAUAGAGACAGAGAAAACGCUCUACCUGGUUAUGGAAUAUGCUAGUGGAGGAGAGGUGUUUGAUUAUUUGGUGUCUCAUGGUCGAAUGAAGGAAAAAGAGGCCCGUGCAAAAUUCCGUCAGAUUGUCUCUGCAGUCCACUACUGUCAUCAGAAGAACAUAGUGCAUAGGGAUCUCAAGGCAGAGAACCUCCUCUUAGACUCAGAUGCCAAUAUAAAGAUUGCAGAUUUUGGUUUCAGUAAUGAGUUCACCCCUGGUGGGAAGCUCGAUACUUUCUGUGGAAGCCCCCCAUAUGCUGCGCCUGAGCUCUUCCAGGGCAAGCGAUACAAUGGCCCUGAAGUGGAUGUCUGGAGUUUGGGUGUAAUUCUGUACACGUUGGUCAGUGGCUCACUUCCAUUUGAUGGCCAGAACCUCAAGGAACUGAGAGAGCGGGUUUUGCGGGGGAAAUAUCGAGUCCCAUUUUAUAUGAGCACAGACUGUGAGAGCGUCUUGCGAAGGUUCUUGGUCCUAAACCCAAGCAAGAGAUGUACUCUAGAGCAAAUAAUGAACGACAAAUGGAUGAAUAUUGGUUAUGACAGUGAUGAUCUAAAACCAUAUCGAGAACCUGAGGAAGAUCAUGCUGAUCCCAAACGUAUUGAGAUCAUGCUGGAAAUGGGGUAUUCUCGAGAGGAAAUCAAAGACGCCCUUAAUUCAAACAAGUACAACGAAGUAAUGGCCACAUACCUUCUGCUUGGACGGAAGGCUGAGAAUGAGGGAGGAGAGACUCGUUCUGAAAGUACACUUUCCUUGUCUCGUACUCGUGUAACCUCAGAUGUCACCAACGGUGCCACCAAGUCGUCAUCGUCGUCAUCGAGUCAUAGCAAAAACCAGAGAGGGUAUCAGCGACAACGGAGGCACAGUGACUUCUGUGGUCCAGCUCCUGCUCCUUCACAAGCUAAACGCAGCCCACCUGGAGUUGGGGAAGAUGGAGCAGUUGGGGAGCGCCUUGCACCCAGGAGGGGCAGUGGAUCAGUGAGUGGGGGCAGCCGGCCUCCCCCUCCCUCCAGCCCAAUGGUUAGCCACGCCCACAACCCAAACAAGGCAGAGAUUCCUGAGCCCCGUAAAGAAGCCCCACCUACUACGGUGAACACGCCCCCGGGUGUGAUGGGCCGCAGGAACACAUAUGUCUGCACAGACCGCCACGGAUCUGAACGCCACUCCCUCCUCCACAAUGGCAAAGAGAACAGCUCAACACCUGCUCGUCCGCCAGCUCCUUCCCCCUCCACACAGAGCAUCGCAGAGCGGAGCUCUCUCUCCCGGGGGUCUAACGUGCGCAGCACAUUCCACGGAGGCCAUGUGAGGGAUCGGCGAGGACAAAACCCACCUCCUAGUUCACCGACCCAUCCCCAUGAGGGGUUAAACCAGAGCCGGACCAGGGCCACCUCAAACCUCUUUAGCAAACUCACGUCCAAACUGACUCGCAGGGUCACAGACGAAUCUGAGAGAGUCCGGCGACCUGAGGUCACAGGUAGCAAUAUACCUUGGAAUAAAACGUCGACCCACACCGGCCUGCUCAGACCUUCCGGGGAUGUGAAGAUGCCCACCCGACGCCCCCCAUUGCCCUCACCGGCCCUCUCCGCUGCUCCCAAGGGACAAUCCCCUCUGGGUGGGCCACUGCGGGGCAAGCUGCGUCCAUUCAUCACCGUUGGGACAGUUGGACAUUAAUAUUGGAGGGGGAGGGGACAUGCUAUCUGGAAAUCCAUUAGGAUGUUGUGGCUUUAAGAUAUGGGACAUGCCCCUUCCUGGGACAACCACACCCCUUUAAUGACAUUGGGAUGCUGUGCCUUUAAGGAUGGAUAACCCCAUUUUUUCUGGACACCCACCCCCUUAGCCAGUGUGGGAGUUGCCAUGGUGUUUAAAGGGAAGGCCACUUUCACUUUUAGCCAAGAAGACACGCCCUUUACAGCGGUGCCACACCUAAUCCUUUGUGGUAGGACUGUGACUUUAAGAGGAAGAACUGUGAUAUCUAGUGGGAGGGGCCUGAGGCAGAGGACCACCCCCUCUCCCAUUUGGUUCCACCCUUACGCUAUUACACCAGGAUAUGCUGGGUCAGUGUUAUAUUUAUUAACAAGCCAAUUAACAAAUCUUUCCCUUUUAAUAAAUCUUGCUACGUUAACAAACUCCCACCCUAACGAGCCUCUUCCCUUAACGAGCGUACUAUUUCUUAAGGUGCUCUCCAUUAAUGAAUGCAGUAUUUUACCCAGUCCUUACAUUAAUGAUUGCUCUUUUACCGAGUUAUAUAUGCACCCUCUUUAUUAAGGUCCUUAACGAAUGCACUGUUAAUGAAUACCCUGGCGAUAACUAAUCACUAGAAACCCACCCCGAUGUGGCUAUAUCCCUUGCCAUAUGCUCAUUACAACACAUAGACUUCCUUGACAAUAUUCUAUUUUUUAAUUUUUUGCAAGUUUUGCAUUCAUAAUAUUUUGUUCCAUUUAAUGAGCCAUUUCCCUUAAUGAAUCCCUCUUAAUGAGGCUCCAAACCCUAAAUUAUCUUGCAUCCUAUUUUCCCUUAACAUUUUUUCUGCCCUUUUUAAUUAUAAAUAAGCUAUUAUAGAGUUAAUCAUGGCCCCUCCCUCUGUGCCUACCAAAACUCUCCCCAUUGGUUGCUGGUCAUGUGGGCGGGGUCUGUAUAUAUGUGCGGGUCACGCAAAUUAUUGUCCCUUUUUAAGGAUUUAGGGAGGAGUGGUCAAAACUGCACACAUAGCAUCCUGUACAAAUUACUGUUUUCCACCCACACACACAGUACACGUGCAACACAGUCACACACACACACACAUGUGCUAAUGACUAUCCAGCACGCACACACAGUACACGUGCAACACACAGUUACACAUGUGCACGCACACACACAUCCUUAUCAAAGCUCUGUUCUACACAUACAUCAUUCUCUACUAAUUACUUUACACACACCAGAAUCCUGACCUACACACCAUCCUCUCCAUGUUCUAGUGUAUUUAUGAAGAGUGCAGAAAGCAGCCCUCCCCCAUCCUCUGUACCCCAAAUCUAUUUAUUAAACUCACCCCAUUGAAACCUA
This is a messenger RNA of Bombina bombina (fire-bellied toad), 3637 nucleotides long. It is a transcript of the gene MARK4, whose product is annotated as microtubule affinity regulating kinase 4. Gene Ontology annotation, molecular function: protein binding; ATP binding; protein serine/threonine kinase activity. Lineage: Eukaryota; Metazoa; Chordata; Amphibia; Anura; Bombinatoridae. Gene Ontology annotation, cellular component: cytoplasm. Gene Ontology annotation, biological process: intracellular signal transduction; protein phosphorylation; microtubule cytoskeleton organization. Bases 227 to 2269 code for a protein of 680 amino acids. The record is from RefSeq and is a predicted model, not a curated record. The transcript has 17 exons.